Messenger RNA from Symbiodinium pilosum, 1113 nucleotides. The record is from the annotation of a GenBank genome assembly. Lineage: Eukaryota; Dinophyceae; Suessiales; Symbiodiniaceae.
AUGAGGGACAAGGAGAAGGGCCUGGCUCGGCUGAAAGUUUGGGUCCGGCGAAUGUCCCGACAGAUCCGGAACGUUCACACGAAUGACGUGGUGCUUAUCAGCUCCACCAGUGGGCAUGGCUUCAAGCAGCUGGAGGAGAGGUUGAGGCACCACCUCUUGCCCGAGGACCCCAAAUGGAUGUAUGUCGUGGGACGCGUGAACUCGGGUAAGUCCACGUUUGUCAACCGCUUUCUGUGGUACAUCGGCUACAAGCAUCAAGGGGCAGUCCACUACAAACGGGCCGUGGGUGGCGUCACCCGCUCGCCUGUGCCCGGCACGACGCUACAUUUCGUGUCCUUCGGCCUGCCGAAGGGCUUCCGAUUGGUGGACUGCCCCGGCAUUCCUUCACGACACCAGGUUACAGCGCAGCUACAGGAAGCCAUGGACCUCUAUGCAGUUGUCCCCCGCAAGCGGAUCAACUCGAUUUCCUACGCUUUGCACACAGGCCGCUCAUUUCUUGCUGGCGCGCUGGUUCGCAUUGACCAGGUGCAGGGAAACAUCAGCUUCUUGACGUCCUUCUUUGGCCUGAGCGUGACGCUUCAUGUCUGUCAGACGUGCAAGGCUGAGGACCUAAUGAGCCGAAAGUCUGGUGAUUUCUUCUAUCCACCGCACAGUCGCGAAGACUGCGAGCGGAUCGGUCCGCUCGUGCGCCACCGCGUGGAGGUCUUUGGCAGCAGUGAUCGUGCCUGGGAUGACAUUGUCAUCGCUGGUAUGGGCUGGGUGUCCAUCAGCGGCUACGGCACCAAAAUUCUCGAUGUCUGGGUUCCUAAAGGAGUCAAGGUAUUCCGACGCCCGGCGCUGAUGCCACAAGAGAUGCGCAGCCGCGGAAUCACUAGGUUCCACGUGAACCACCGUGCGAGAAGCCCCAAAAUCUUCCGCAAGAAGAAUGGCAUUGUGAAGGCACGCCAAGACAAGGAGUUGCGCGACAAGCUGCGGGCCGAACAGGCUGAAGUCGAAGCUCAGCAGGCCGCGCAGGUCGAGGUGCCUGAUGAUGUUGCCUUCGUGGACAUGAGCGAGUUGGAGCUACCCCCAGGGUACUCGGUGGCAGAGAGUGCUGCAGAGCAACCAAAGUGA